AUAUAUGCAAUAAACAGUUAUUUACACCAGCUGACUUGAUUUGCAACUUUCGCUUCGUGUUUUUGCAAUUGGUGUUUUAAGAGAUUGGUCUUACAAGAGAAUGCAAGAAGUAGGAUUGUACGCAAAUUGAAAGCAAUUAAUAAGAAACCCAUCUGAGAGUCUGGUGGUGGUGAACAAAUUCCAUACUACGACUGCUGUAUGUUAGCCUAACUAUAGGAUCGACAAGUGACGUAAAAACGAUUAAUUAUUGUCUGUGCCUCUAUUGGUAUAUGAAACAAAGCAAUUGUGUUGUUGUUAUGAACCUGAAGGUCAGCUUCCCAUUCUUUAACAGAAGUUUAAAGAUGCCAAGCCAUCUGGUCACCUAUUUUCUGGUCCUGCUCACGGCGCAGCAAGCAUCAACGAUCAAAAACGAAGCGACUAGUGAGGACGUUUAUCGAGUUAUUGAAGAUGAAAUGAAUGAGAUGUUGAAGGAUAUCGAGUACGGCAGUUGGACGAAGAAAAGGCCUUGUAAAAACUCUUGUGAAAGAAUUCAACAUAAAAAGGAUACGGGCGAGUGCUACUGUAACUCGAAAUGUGAAAAGUUGGGUGAAUGCUGUUUGGAAUACUGGAAGAGCUGUAAUGCAUCGUUCAAGCAGGUCUAUGGAAGACCAACCCUCUUCAGCUGUGUGGUACCUACAUUUCUUUUUUCCAAUGACACAAAGAUGAAGGAUCCUAAAGAAAUGGGUUAUGAGGUUGUUACAAGAUGUCCGCAUAACUACCCGGACAAGAGUAUCAAAGAGUCUUGCAAAAUUUCAGCCGACGAAAACAAUGACGUUUUACCAUUUGUAUCUGAUGAAGAUGGAAGAGCUUACAAAAAUGAAUUUUGUGCUAUAUGCAAUAACAUCCCGCAUUUUCAGCAAUGGAGGACUGCCUUAAAGUGCUUUGACGCAAGUUUUACUAAUUUUGUUGAAGUAAAACUGAACGAAUCAAUUAUUCAGUUCACAAGGAAAGAAAGACAGAAAGUGCGCGAUAGCUGCGUAUUACAAAUGGCCCCUCCGGAAGAUGUCAAGAGCAAAUUGUGUGUUCCUGCUAUCGAGUGUGACAAUAAAACACACGAAGACUUUUGGAAAUGUAAACUAUACAAACUACCCGUGUACUACCAUUUGGAUACUAUAGUGUACAAGAAUCCUCACUGUGCGAGAUGUAGUGGCAUUGACUUGUUCGAUCUCUCAGUAUUCUCACUGUUCACACACACACAAUCCAGUCUUGGUGUGCUGUUUGACUUUUCCAAAGCUUCUCGAAUAUACAGUUUGAAGGACCCUAUAGAAGUAACAGAAGAAAGGCAAUGCAAGGAAAAUGAAAUAUACGAUUUUCAACUCAAAUCUUGUCGCACAAAACAACAUUCAUACAAGGCUAUCAGCAGUAACUGGACAUGCUCUUACAUGAACGAAACAUUACCGAACACCAGCUAUUACAUCACGAUCAACGAAAACCAAACCAUCUACGUCAAGUCCCACAGUAAACUGUAUCGUCGUGGGGAAUAUUUUUGGCACGAGGGAAACGUCACAGUCUGUGGCAAUUUGACGACGACGUAUCAGGCAAAGAUCAUUAAACGUCUUGACAGGCUCUAUUCCAUGGCUGAAUAUGUCAUCACGAUAGUUGGACUAACUUUGUCAAUUCUUGCAUUGAUAGCUGUCCUCGUGACGUAUCUCAUAUUUCCCGAGCUCCGAUGUCCAUUACCCGGAAAGAUAGUCAUCAAUCUCUCCAUCGCCUUGAUGUUGGCCCAGAUCGUUUUCCUCUUCGACAUGUUCUUUCCCAUCACCGGAGGAGGAUGCAUGGCCCUUGCAAUUCUUCUCCAUUUUCUUUAUCUGUCCGCGUUCUCGUGGAUGAAUGUAAUGGCUUUUGACGUGUCCAGGACUUUUGUCGGAAAAAGCCAACGUUCUCGUUCCGGUUCAAGAAAGAAGAUUUUUCUUUUCUGUUCUCUCUAUGCUUGGGGUGGACCGUGUAUUGUAACGGGCGUAACAUUGCUAAUAGAUCAAACGGGGCAAUGGAAGUGGCUUAUGCUGCAAUCGGACAUUUCGAAUUUCAAUUUUUUUCUUAAAGGGAACAACUAUUACUGCUGGAUCACUAAUCCUGUUGUACUGAUGAUAUUCUUUGCCGUCCCAGUGGUCUUGAUGUUGUUGUUCAACAUUGUUGCGUUAGCUAGAGUUCUAGUGGCCGUAAGAAAAGUACGAAAGGUAACCAAAAAGGUGCGCGAUACGUCGACCGCCGCAGAAGACGUGCGCAUGUGCUGGAAACUGACCGCAGUAUUCGGUCUCACGUGGAUUCUUUGCCUCGCAGCCGAGCAUCACGUGUCGUUAAGGAUCAUUUUCGUUAUUCUGAACUCCUUGCAAGGAGUGUUCAUCAUGAUUGGCUUUAUUCUCACGAGGAGAGUUCUCAGAAUGUACAAAAAGAAAGCCGGAAGAGAGUCGUUCAGCAUUAACACACCUAACUCAACAAGACGAUAUACAUUGUCACGUGUCGAGAACGGCAGGAAGACAAGCUCGAUUCCUAAAGGAGCAAGGAAGUCAUUACAAAAGCGUCGCGACACCAAGGAACAUGCGGAGGAAGCAGAAGAUAAAACGCUGUUGCAGAACACCAGUGCUACUCCUCUUAUAGAUAGCACGAUGAAAGAGAAGCACAGAGAGCCAUCUGAAGAAAUACAUCAAGAAGUGGAUCUGGCCACAGCAAAACUUAUACAGAGGAUAGAAGGCCCAGAAACGGAUCUGUAAUAUAUAACAUGUAAUUAUUUUCCCCUGAAAAUAUCAAUAUAACAUAUAAAGAUAGUAGAUCAAUAUACCAUAUAAAGAUAGUAGAUCAAUAUACCAUAUAAAGAUAGUAGAUAAAGAUGCAUUGAAUGUAGAAUAAUAGAGCAAAGCAACGAAUUAUUAGCGCAAUAGACGAAUAAUAAAUAGCAAACUUUUACUGAAAAAUA
Molecule: messenger RNA, 2953 nt
Organism: Xenia sp. Carnegie-2017
Lineage: Eukaryota; Metazoa; Cnidaria; Anthozoa; Malacalcyonacea; Xeniidae
Exons: 8
Coding region: 270-2750 (826 amino acids)
Biological process (GO): cell surface receptor signaling pathway; G protein-coupled receptor signaling pathway
Cellular component (GO): membrane
Molecular function (GO): G protein-coupled receptor activity
Source: RefSeq, a predicted model, not a curated record